This is a messenger RNA of Camellia sinensis, 1959 nucleotides long. Its product is annotated as tubby-like F-box protein 8. Lineage: Eukaryota; Viridiplantae; Streptophyta; Magnoliopsida; Ericales; Theaceae. The record is from RefSeq and is a predicted model, not a curated record. Gene Ontology annotation, molecular function: protein binding.
UUAUCUGUGCGUUGGAUUUAAUAAGUUUUGGAAUCCGAAAAGAGGAGAGAGAGACAGACAGAAGAGAGAGAGCCUUCGGACAUUUGAGAGAGAGAGAGAGAGAGAAACGGUGUGGAAAAGCGAAGGAUCUGAGUGAUGGAGGCCUGAUAGAUUAGAAGUUAUCUAUGCAUACAAAUGUUGUUGAUCUUUAGUCGCCAUUUGGCUUAAGUGGAAGCUGUGGAAUAAAUAUUUUAUGCAAACAUACUGGGAAAAAGUAUCUAUAAACAUUCUGUUUGGUUUCAAACGGACUAGAGUAUAUGUCAUUCCGCAGUAUAGUCCGUGAUGUAAGGGAUGGCUUUGGAAGCUUAUCAAGGCGGAGUUUUGAGGUGAGGCUACCUGGACAUCACAGGGGAAAAUCUCAUAGCGCGGUCCAUGAGUUGCAUGACCAGCCUCCGGUCAUCCAGAAUAGCUGUUGGGCUAGCCUCCCGCCAGAGCUUCUUCGUGAUGUGAUUAAGAGGUUAGAGGCAAGUGAGAAUGGUUGGCCUGCUCGCAAACAUGUUGUUGCCUGUGCUGCUGUGUGCAGGUCAUGGAGGGAAAUGUGCAAAGAAAUUGUCGAAAGCCCCGAGUUUUCAGGGAAAAUUACCUUUCCAGUCUCCCUGAAGCAGCCAGGGCAUCGAGAUGGAACCAUUCAGUGCUUCAUUAAGAGAGACAAAGCGAAUUUAACUUACCGCCUUUUCCUUUGCCUUAGCCCUGCCUUGCUUGUUGAAAAUGGGAAAUUUCUUCUUUCUGCAAAACGGAGUCGGCGAACUACUUGCACAGAGUAUGUGAUUUCCAUGGAUGCAGAUAACAUAUCAAGAUCAAGCAGCACUUACAUAGGAAAACUAAGGUCAAAUUUCCUUGGCACAAAAUUCAUAAUUUAUGACACACAGCAGCCAUACAAUAGUGCUCAUCUUUCCCCGCCUGGGUGUACAAGCCGUAGGUUCCACUCAAAAAAAGUUUCUCCCAAAGUCCCUUCAGGCAGCUACAACAUCGCCCAAGUCACAUAUGAACUGAAUGUGCUAGGCACAAGAGGUCCACGCAAAAUGCAUUGCAUCAUGCAUUCAAUCCCUGCUUCAGCCCUUGAGCCAGGUGGCACUGUCCCGGGCCAACCUGAGCUCCUUCCUCGCUCCCUUGAAGACUCAUUCAGGAGUAUCUCGUUCUCGAAAUCAAUUGACAACCACUCAACCGAGUUCAGUAGCUCCCGAUUUUCGGACAUUGUUGGUCCAUGUGAGGAAGGAGAGGAAGGAAAAGACAGACCUUUAGUUCUUCGAAACAAGGCACCAAGGUGGCACGAGCAGUUGCAGUGUUGGUGCCUUAACUUCCGGGGGAGAGUUACAGUUGCGUCUGUCAAGAAUUUCCAAUUGAUUGCUGCCACACAGCCUGUUGCCGGUGCACCAACACCGUCUCAGCCAGCCCAAUCUGACCAUGACAAAACUAUCUUGCAGUUCGGUAAGGUUGGCAAAGAUAUGUUUACUAUGGAUUAUCGCUAUCCUUUAUCUGCAUUCCAGGCUUUUGCUAUCUGUUUGAGCAGCUUUGACACCAAACUGGCAUGUGAAUAAAAGAAAGAAAUAGAACACUUAGUUGGUAAUGGGGUUUUUCCUUUUUUUUUUUGAGUCCUAUGGAGUUGCAUAGGAUGGGAAAUUUGUAUGCAGUAAGUGCACAAUUCAAAAUCAGACGGGAAGGUGCCAGAACAAUAUCUUCGCACAUUGGAAUGGGGCUUUUCUCUUCUUUUUUUUGUCGUUAUUGUUUUUUUUUUUUCCUCUCUCUCUUCCCUGUUGUUUUUUGUUUUUUUACUCUCUUUUUCCUCAUGUUUGUUUGCUUGGAUGGUUCAGCUGUCCAUGUCGUGUAUUUUAUCUUUAAUGUUCUUCACGGGUUGAAUUACCUUAGAAACUUCAGAAAGAUGUGAGCAUUUGUAUUAUUGUAUCUGCCUUUGAUUUUUCA